Messenger RNA from Anopheles moucheti, 1806 nucleotides. RefSeq lists its product as uncharacterized. Gene Ontology annotation, cellular component: septate junction; membrane. Gene Ontology annotation, biological process: regulation of tube size, open tracheal system; septate junction assembly. Lineage: Eukaryota; Metazoa; Arthropoda; Insecta; Diptera; Culicidae. The transcript is spliced from 4 exons. Bases 108 to 776 code for a protein of 222 amino acids. The record is from RefSeq and is a predicted model, not a curated record.
GGGGGGCUAUAUCAACUGACCACCCCGGCCCAGGGGGUACCAGCAAAAGGUGUAAAACGGCGAGACAAGAGACUGUUUUCAAUACCCAACCAUUUGAUUUAGCCACCAUGAAACGACGGUCCCUGUCGGGCAACUGCGGUGUUGGAGUGUUUGUGAUCGCACUGGUGACGAUACUGGUCGCGUUUGCCACACCGAGCUGGUUGGUGAGCGACUAUCGCAUUACCGGCGCCAAGCUGGACCGGCUGGGCCUGUGGACGCACUGCUUCCGUUCGCUGCCAGACGUGAACGAUGACUAUCAGCGUCGCUUUUUCGUCGGUUGCCGCUGGGUGUAUGACCCGUUCACGACCGGAUACGACGAGAUCCGUGGAUUUCUCAUCCCACCUUUCAUGGUUGCAACGCAGUUCUUUUACACGCUCUGUGCCAUAGGUGUAAUAUUGGCGAUGGUGUUGGUACUACUGUACUUUCUUUGUGCCGGCCCAGAUCAAAAGUUCUUUGUCAAACUCAUCAAGGCAAUCAGUUACAUUACGUUGGCGGCCUCGAUCUGCGGCAGCAUUGGUGUGAUCGUAUUUGCCUGCUUCGGCAACAAGGACAAGUGGAUGCCGGAACACGCGAACAAUUGGUUCGGAUGGUCGUUCAUCCUAGCCUGCAUCGGUGUUGUUGCGUGUGCCGUUUGUUCCUCGCUGUUCUUUACCGAGGCGCACGUGCAGGCCCGUAAACGACGACAGCUGAAGGAAUCACAAACGCAAUUCCAGAUGGACAGUGAGUCGAAAGCCUAAAGCGGUGUUUCCGUUUCGUUAAGGCCUGCAGGGAGAAAUCGUUCGAUAAAAACGCACAUCUGUAAAGUCUAUUUGAUGCACAAAACGACUUGCGGCUUGGCAUAGCAUAACUAAGUGUCCCCCAAACGAAUACGAAUCAUAUUCCAUAUCCCAUCGAUCAAUCGAAUUCAUCAUCGCAAAGUACAACAGUUAACAAUGGGGUACCGGUUCGGUUUUGACUUUAGCUGCUGACGAAGAGGCGGAAAAGGUUUGCGUUUUCUGUCGCUAGUGGGAGUAUAGUGGAGCAAUAAGGGAAAUGUACUAGUUUAGGAAUGAUUAGUCUGUCGUUGUAGGGCAAUCUCAAUCAGCAUACCGUCCAAGCCGAUGCUAUACAAGUGUCUUCUACUUUUUAAUAAGGAAAAAGCUAUGUUUUCGUAGUAUAUGUCUUAAUUUUACGUUUCAUGGAACUCGUCCGUCCAAUUUUAGUAUUAUAAACAUCUCUGUUUUAACAGUUUUUGAAUAAUUCUAUGUUCGAAUCACGGUUGCCAAUAGAGAGAGAGAGAGGUAGGGAAAAAAGUUUUAAUGUGUAAAAAAGAAUAUUAAACCUACGAACACAAGACUUGUCUGCGGAAUGCUUGCCUUGUUGUUUGUAGUUCGAUUGCAUUUGAUUAAUGUUGGCAUACCCACACGGGACACAUUCACAAUUCAUACCGGCAAAGGGCACAUCAAAGGAAUUUGUUUCCAAAUUCAGCCUUAAUAAAGAUAUACAUGCUCCGGACAUUUGGUACACAACCAUUCCAGCUUACAACCGUAAUAUCAGCGCAAUUCCACAUUCCAUUAACCAUAAACAAUAAAUUAUGAAUUAAUGAUCAUUUUCGAUAUGUUACAACGAAUCACGAGGCGGUGUGAAUAUUGGGCCUUACUGGAAAUGUGAAUAUAUAUAAAGCUUGCACAAUGUUUUAUACAAUCAUCAUGCUCGACAGUGUGACAAAAGCAACAAAAAUAUGUAAAAUGUGUUCAGGGCAGGCAGGAGAACGAUUUUUAAGUAACA